Rhagoletis zephyria (snowberry fruit fly) is the source of this 2641-nucleotide messenger RNA. RefSeq lists its product as uncharacterized. The record is from RefSeq and is a predicted model, not a curated record. NCBI's taxonomy places the organism in Eukaryota, Metazoa, Arthropoda, Insecta, Diptera, Tephritidae.
CUUUGUUUUUUACUCGCCCCAAAUAAUUUGGGUAUGGUUGAAAUCUGCGUGAAAAGUUCUAUCGAACUGCAUUUUUGUCUUUUUUGUAGCUAAACGGUCCGUAUGGUAGCUAGAAUCAACUGUUCGCAUGGCAAACGAAAUCAAAAUUGCCAACAUGUUGGCAAAUACAUUUUGAUUUUCGAAUGCUGUCACAUCAGCGGCGAGGGCCGUUUUCAUUUGGAUGCCAUUGAUCAUGACAACCCGUAGUCAUUAUUUUGACAACAUUUGACGUCAAAUAUGACCUAAUGAAAACCAGGCUUAAGCAAAGCAAAAUAGGCGAUAAUUUGAAAUAACCGUGCUCAUAAGAAGAAGCUACUGCUUGUAAUUGAUACGCCUUGCGACCAAGGCUCAGCUCACUGCUCUUGAAAGCAGUGCAGUCGCCACGGAUCUUAAUUAACGGUAUCCCCCAAGCAGCUGGUGAGUGUUUGCCUGAAUUAUUUGCAAAUUUUUGUGAAGCAGCUCAGCACAAACCUCCACCUUUACGUGACGUUUUUCGUCUGCGAAGCAUAAAAGGCAAUUGCCCAAUUAUUGUGAAACUUUUCUCUGCAAAUUACCGGAUCAAAAACUCAACGAGAAGUAAUGACAUAUGCAUCAGAGUUAAGGCGAAAUAAACGAUUGGCAUCGGCGUUUUCCAUCCGUUGGAGAAUAUUUGUGCGGCUAAAGCCUGGCGAAGAGCCCGAAUUAGUGAUCAGCGGAACUGAGGUUAAUGCUCUUAUCGGCACUAGAACAUAAGAACAAUUAUACUUAAGUAUGUAUUUGAUGUAUGUCUUACUAUUGUACCAACUGUUAGUUAUAAUUUAUGCCAGAAUAGAAAAUAAGUUAGAUGAUGUUUUUUCUCCUUCUAUCUUUGCCGUAUUCCCUCUAUGUAUUAUUGGUUUACAGGCUAACCUAAUAUUCACGCACGCCGCCAAUUUACUGUCAAAAAUAUCUCAUGUAUUUAUUUUUCGGGCCAGUUUUCAAAUUAUCGUUUUGUUAUUUUAGGAGCUCUUUCGGCCGGUAGUUUUAAAACAGCUGACGCAAAGCACAAAAAGACAACAACAGCACUAGCCCAACACUUAAUAAUUAGCAGACACGCAGCAGACUUCGAAAACACCAAAAUAUUAGACGUAGAAAGGAGGGAGAGGACAAGAUUAACAUUAGAAGUUCUGCGAAUACAACAAAGAAUACAGGACGCGAUGACCUUCAAAGAAGACGUGGAUAACAUAAAUUGCGCAUAUCGGGCAGCAAUUGGACACAUUUGACGAGCAGAUGAGCGAUAACAAACAUUAGGCUGUGAUAUUUUUAUUUAUAGUUGUUAAUUAGUGAUGUCAAAGUAAAAUAUGUAAAAAUAAUUAUUCACCCCUAUUAUGGUUGUCGCAAGUCGUUCGUAUCGACAGUCGUUCGUUGAAUUAUGUCGUAAAUAAAAAACAUUAACGACAGAUUUUAACACGUUUUCAAUACUUCUUCAUUUCGAAAGGAUAAUAGGAAUACAAAUUUGUUGUAGAUUAUGUCAUUGGUUGCCUCAUAACCUCAAUGAAAAUCUCAAAUAUCGACGAACGACUGUCGUUCCGACAAUCGGAAUAGGGGCGAUUGUGUCAAAUGUGAUCAGUGUGACCGUUUUGAUCCAAGUGGAUCAAAAGUGAUACAUUUUUCGACGAAUUUUGGAGAGAUACUUUUUUUCAAUUUUGAUACUUUUCCAAAUAAAAAAUAAAAAAAAUUUGUAAAUUUGUAUGCAUUUCAAAACAUGUCGUGCACCUGUGGUAACAUACAUCCAAAAGUUCAUUGUCGUUCGCUGAACGAACCUUUCAAGUAUUGGGAAUGUGAAGUUGUCACUACUGUCAACCGCAGACAUUUCCUUCCUUUUUCCUUUCUACUUUUGAGCGUAAUGGACGAACCAGCCCGGCACAAGAAUUGUAGCCAGUAAAAUCGAGAACACGUGAAAAUCCUGCUGCAGACACCGCCAUAAGCCACCACGUGCAAACAUGGAUAGAUUUGUGACAGGAAUACCACCAAACAGGACUGCUGAACAAGGGGCGAGCUCAUUGCUGUCAUCUGGGUCUGAAGAUGAAUAUGUGGAGCCGUCGUCAUCUCGUGCUCAAUAUCGGCGUAAGUUUCGUUCACAGUGGUUGGAAAUGUUCGUCUGGAUUUCUGAGAAGGAUGAAAAAGCCUUUUGUGCCAUAUGCAACAAAUCCUUAUUCAACAUAAUAACGCAUAUAAAGCGGCACGAGACGAGCCCCCUCCAUAGAAAAAACUACGCUACUAAGAGGAACCAGACCCAUAUCGAUCAGGCGAUGGCUACAGCCAAAGAUAACAUCCUACAAGAACAGGUAAAAAGUGCAGAAUUGAAUUUAAUUAUGUUUGUGUUGCUGCACCACAUGCCGGAUUUACCCGCAAAGAGCUUCCCCGACUCGAAUUUCUUCGGGCAUAUUGCUAAAAGGGUGGAUGAAUUUUCCGAGUUUCAAAACUACGUUGGUGUUAAAAAUCAUAAAAUUUUUCGAGUGUCCAACGUUCGCUGGUUAUCACUGAAGCAAGUUGUUGAUCGUUUACUGUCCCAGUGGAGCGCGUUGCAGUUAUUCUUCAUAUCUUGUUUCGAUGACGGUGUGAACCAAGGCACAUUAAACAG